Messenger RNA from Asparagus officinalis (garden asparagus), 1560 nucleotides. Its product is annotated as UDP-D-xylose:L-fucose alpha-1,3-D-xylosyltransferase MGP4-like. NCBI's taxonomy places the organism in Eukaryota, Viridiplantae, Streptophyta, Magnoliopsida, Asparagales, Asparagaceae. Gene Ontology annotation, cellular component: Golgi apparatus. The record is from RefSeq and is a predicted model, not a curated record. Gene Ontology annotation, molecular function: glycosyltransferase activity.
AUGGUGACAGGCCAUUAUAGCCAUUUGAGGGACUAUGUCCUGAGCCCUCCUCAUCAGCUAACUGCCACAGCAAACGUGUCCCCAGUCAAAAUCAAAAUCAGAAUCAGAGCUCCCUCGUCGAUCGAAAUAACUGAAGGAAAAAAAAAUGCCCAAAUCUCUUCACCAACGCCAGAAACCCUCGUCAGAUCCACUCCGGGUCUCUCCUCCCUCCUCCUCCGCUCGUCGCUCCUCCUCUCUCUCCGUCCCCGCCGCCACCGCCGUCUUCCCUCCGAUCCAUGGCGAUCCUACACUCUCGCCGACGCCGCAGCCUUCGUCGCCGCCAAGGGUAAGAGUGCCGGCGACGAGAUCGGGACGGUGAUUGUCUGCGCUGUGAGUAAACCCUACUUGCCCUUUUUGAGCAAUUGGCUGAUUAGCGUGUCGAGGCAGAAGCAGCAGGAGAAGGUGCUGGUGGUUGCUGAGGAUUACGCCACGCUUUAUCUUGUCAAUGAGAGGUGGCCCGGGCACGCGGUCCUUGUUCCGCCGGCGCCCGAGCUGCAGACCGCUCACAAAUUUGGAUCUCAGGGUUUCUUCAAUUUUACGUCAAGAAGGCCAAGGCAUCUCCUGCAGAUUCUGGAGCUGGGGUACAAUGUGAUGUACAACGAUGUGGAUAUGGUCUGGUUGCAGGAUCCAUUUCGUUAUCUCGAGGGAAAUCACGAUGUCUACUUUACUGAUGACAUGGCUGCUGUGAAACCUCUAGAUCACCCUCAUGACCUGCCUGCUCCUGGUAAGAAGGGAAGAACAUAUAUUUGUAGUUGCAUGAUUUAUCUGCGGCCAACUGAUGGAGCAAAGUUAGUGAUGAAGAAGUGGAUUGAAGAACUCAAAGAGCAACCGUGGUCCAAAAAGAAAAAGUCCAAUGACCAGCCUGCUUUCAACUGGGCUUUAAAUAGAACUGCUGGAGAGGUGGAUCUUUAUCUAUUGCCUCAGGCUGCAUUUCCAUCAGGAGGGUUAUAUUUCAAGAAUGAAACAUGGGUAAAAGAAACCAAGGGGAUGCAUGUCAUCAUCCACAACAACUACAUCACUGGUUUUGAGAAGAAAAUCAAACGUUUUCAUGAUUUUGGGCUAUGGUUGGUGGACGACCACAGCAAUGAGUCCCCUCUAGGUAAAAUAAACGAAUGAUUCAUGGACAAACACAAGCUAUAAAUGUGCCUUGUCUUGAUACACUGGCUCUCUUCUAUUUUACUGACUCUCAUGGAAGCCUUCUCUACUUCUCGUGCACACUACCAAAGACAAGAUUAACAAAGAAUAUCACUGGGAAAAGAAUGUUCUGUCCGAGGAGAUUAUAAGUUAAGUUGACCCUUCAAGCUUGCUCAUUGUUUGAGAAGCAUUCUUUACCUCUCUCUCAGGAAGAUGGUUACUGUACUAUCCAUAAUAUCAUAUGUGAUCUGGCCAAAUCAAAGAUGAUCUGCAAAAUUUUGUAAGCUGCUUUGAGGCAGAUAAUUUCGCCCAUUUAUAAACCCAUAACGUAUGCUUGUAUGAGGAAGCUUGGAGCUGUUCUUUUCUUCUAUUAUUAUUUAUUUUUCA